Debaryomyces fabryi is the source of this 807-nucleotide messenger RNA. Its product is annotated as polynucleotide 3'-phosphatase. Bases 1 to 807 code for a protein of 268 amino acids. NCBI's taxonomy places the organism in Eukaryota, Fungi, Ascomycota, Pichiomycetes, Serinales, Debaryomycetaceae. Gene Ontology annotation, molecular function: double-stranded DNA binding; ATP-dependent polydeoxyribonucleotide 5'-hydroxyl-kinase activity; polynucleotide 3'-phosphatase activity. The record is from RefSeq and is a predicted model, not a curated record. The transcript has a single exon. Gene Ontology annotation, biological process: DNA repair.
AUGGCUAAUGAUGAUAUUUUUUCAAUGCUUAAAACAGGCCAAAAUGCUGCUUCUAAAAUAAGUAAAGCUAGAAUAUCAAGGCCUAAAGAGGCCGAUAUUUCAGGUAAUUUACAACAAGUAAAUCAAAGCAUACUAUCAAAAGACUUCAAUCAUAGAUGGAGAAUACACGGGACGCACUUAAUAACUAAUUUACCUAAACAACUAGAUUUGGAAAACUAUUAUAUAAGUAAAGAAAAUGAAAAGAUAAUCAAAAUUGCAGCAUUUGACUUGGAUGGGACGUUGGUGGAUACCAAAACGGGUCAGAAGUUCGCUAGAGGAGCCGAUGAUUGGAGAUGGUGGACUUCAAAGGAAAGAAACAAACUGAAUGUCACCGAUGAAUUGAAGAAAUUAGCAAUUAAUAAAUAUAUCAUUGUGGUCUUUACAAAUCAAGGAGGAGUAGUGGCUACAAAGACCAGUAAAUCAUACUUAGCUUUUACGGGACGUGUUAAUAACGUAGUCAAAGAAUUAACCACAGAGGAAAAAGUUCCAGGAAUAUUUGUAUAUGCAUCACCAAAGAAACCAGCUUCAAAAAAUCAGAAAAUUUCGGUGAGUUCAGAUGAAGAUCAUGCAAUAAUGAGGAAACCAAAUAUCGGUAUGUGGAAUGAGCUUGUGAAAUACUUUGAGAAACAGGGCUAUAAAAUAGAUACAAGAAAUAGCUUCUUCGUAGGGGAUGCAGCUGGAAGACCCAAAGACUUCCUGGAUAGCGAUAAAAUGUUCGCUGAAAAAAUAAACAUACAAUUUAAGAUUCCAGAGGAAUUCUUUGGAUAA